AUGUUUCCUCCACAACAAGGCAUCUCCCUCGACCUCGAAGCUCUCUCCGGCAUCUGCGGUUCCAUUUCCAUCGCGUGCUGGGUGGUGGUGUUCUCGCCCCAGAUCAUCGAGAACUUCCGCCGCGGGUCGGCCGAGGGCCUGUCCAUCGUGUUUAUCGUCAUCUGGCUCGCCGGCGAUGUGUUUAACAUCCUGGGGGCCAUCAUGCAGGGCGUGUUGCCCACCAUGGUCAUCCUGGCUGUCUAUUAUACGUUGGCGGAUAUUGUGCUCUUGGGCCAGUGCUUCUAUUACCGUGGAUUUACACUGAGUGACUACGUCAAGAACCGAGACCAACCUGGGCAGCAGGAUGCGCAUGGAGAUGGGGGUGAGACUAGACCCCUGCUUCACAGCAACCCCAUCACCCGCCCGUCGUCGUCGUUGUCGCACCAUGACGAGGACGACAACGACAACAACACACCGCACCCGAUCGCACGACUUCGACGACACUUAUCUGUCGAUGCGUCGCACCUGUCGCCCGUGACUCCGCUCAUCGACCCACCGAAUCCCCUUGAGCUACCUACCGCGGUCAAGAACGCCAAACCGACGAGCGCCUGGCAAGCCGCCCUGUUCAACAUUUUUGCCGUCCUGCUGGUCUGCGCCGCUGGCAUUCUAGGGUGGUGGAUUGGCGAACACAAGUCACGACACCAUCGCCAUAGCCAGCACGAGGAUCAGCAGCCUUGGGAGCCGCUGCAGUUCGACCUGCUCGGACAGAUCUUCGGCUAUCUCUGCGCCGUUCUGUACCUAGGCUCUCGCGUCCCACAGCUCCUACUCAACUACAAACGCAAAAGCACCGAAGGCGUGUCGCUUUUGUUCUUCCUCUUUGCCUGUAUUGGCAACUUAACCUACGACAUGUCCAUCUUUGCCUAUUCCCCCGUUUGUCGGGACCCGGGGCAUUGCCAGCCAGGAGAAGCCAAGACAAUCUAUCUCCGAUAUAUCGCUGUCAAUGCUAGUUGGAUUGCAGGCAGCUUGGGGACGUUGCUUCUGGAUUUGGCUAUCUUUGUGCAGUUCUUCUUGUAUAAAAAGCCCGAGGAGGAUUAUGACGGCGACAAUGUCGCUGUUGCCGUGGAAGACCGUCCACGUUGA
Messenger RNA from Capronia epimyces CBS 606.96, 1119 nucleotides. RefSeq lists its product as uncharacterized. NCBI's taxonomy places the organism in Eukaryota, Fungi, Ascomycota, Eurotiomycetes, Chaetothyriales, Herpotrichiellaceae. The coding region runs from base 1 to 1119 and encodes 372 amino acids. Gene Ontology annotation, cellular component: fungal-type vacuole membrane. The record is from RefSeq and is a predicted model, not a curated record. Gene Ontology annotation, biological process: basic amino acid transmembrane export from vacuole. The transcript has a single exon.